AUGAAGUCAACCCUACUCUCAAGACCUGUGGAUGAUCCACGACCUAAAGAUGACCCCAGAAUCGGACUAUCAUCUAAGCUUCUAGCAAAGCCUUACUAUCUACCCAACCUACAGGGGCCCUAUAAGCACUGGCCUGACAAGGUCAACCCGAAUUACUAUCAUCUGAAAGUGGCCCUUGAUGCCCGUAUCAAGGAGCUGUAUCCUCCUGCAAGAGCAGUGGCCCUGAUUAAGGGUGAUUAUGGCCUCCUGUCAUCAUUAUGGUGGCCUCGUGCUAGCCUGGACAGACUUCGAACUUGCACAUUCUGGUUCCUCUGGCUCUUCACCUGGGACGAUGAAAUUGACCAGUCUACUUCGGAACUAUUCAUCAACCUCCCCAAUGCCAACCAGUUCAGAGACGAGUCGUACCACUUCGUGCGCUAUGCCCUUGGUGUUGGGAACGAAGAGACUGACAAGUGGGAUUUUGAUAACAACAAGCCCAACCGACCUCUGAUCCGAAGUUUGGACGUCAUCGGUGCAGAGCUUCAGAAGGUGUACAACAAAGACCAGAUUAUGGUUUUCGUGGACGAGAUUUACUACUACAUGGACUGCCAGCAACGCGAACAGGGCCGAAAGCUGACCGGCGUCAUUCCCACUCCUGAGCAAUACUGGGAGACCCGACUUGGAACAAGCGCCGUCACCUCCAUGCUUGCAUUAAAUGAAUUUGCCGAUGGGCAGAAUAUCCCCCGCUGGAUCAUGACCCACAGCAAGAUGAUGGACAUCUGGCGCGAGGUCAACCUGAACAUGUCCCUGUCGAAUGACAUGAUUUCGCUAAAGAAGGAGAUCAAGCACGGCGAUAUCGACAGUAUCGUCCCGGUGUUGGUCUACAACAAGGGAUUCACCGUCCAAGAAGCCAUCGCGGAUACUUGCCAUGAGCUCCAGAAAAACAUUGAUCGUCACGACGAGUCAGCUCGGGACUUGCUGGCGAUUGUUAAGGAGAAGCAGCCGGAUGUCUUGGCCGAUGUCGAGUAUUACAUCGAGGGGUGCCGGCACAACCAGACGGCCAAUCUUCUUUGGAGUCUUGUGACUACUCGCUACGGCCUUGGGGACGUUCCCCGCGAUGAGGACGGAGGCAUGACCAUCCAGGUAGUGUAG
Xylaria bambusicola is the source of this 1131-nucleotide messenger RNA. RefSeq names its product terpenoid synthase. The record is from RefSeq and is a predicted model, not a curated record. The coding region runs from base 1 to 1131 and encodes 376 amino acids. Lineage: Eukaryota; Fungi; Ascomycota; Sordariomycetes; Xylariales; Xylariaceae. The transcript has 8 exons.